GCACGGGCAGGAAGUCCUCAUCAGGCUCUUCAAGGGUCACCCCGAGACCCUGGAGAAGUUCGACAAGUUCAAGCACCUGAAGUCGGAGGAUGAGAUGAAGGCGUCUGAGGACUUGAAGAAGCACGGCACCACGGUGCUGACCGCGCUGGGGGGCAUCCUCAAGAAGAAGGGGCAGCACGAGGCGGAGCUGAAGCCCCUGGCCCAGUCUCAUGCCACCAAGCACAAGAUCCCCGUCAAGUACCUGGAGUUCAUAUCUGAAGCCAUCAUCCAGGUUCUGAAGAGCAAGCAUGGCGGGGACUUUGGCGCGGAUGCCCAGGGAGCCAUGGGCAAAGCCCUGGAACUGUUCCGGAAUGAUAUUGCAGCCAAGUACAAGGAGCUGGGCUUCCAGGGUUAGGCCACAACCCCACCCAGGGCCACCCAGGGCCCGGGACCCAGAGGAGGGCUGCUGGAGCCUCCUGUAGCAAUGUAGCCUUUGUUUGGAGUGUCUGCUUUGGUGAUGAGAGGUGGACAGGAGAAGCAGGGGCUGGGGGCACAUGCUCUUCAGCUGGGGGAAGUUUGGGUCAUCCGAGAGCCUCCUCACACCUAAACCCCAACCCGGUGUCUCCUCCCCUCCAAACUGACCCAGGGCCCUUCCCUUCCCACCCCAUGAUCCCCAACCACAGGCCUCCCCUGAGCCCAGCCCCAUCCCUGCCCAGCAGAGUGCCCAUGCAGAAAGGAGAGGGGGGCAGGGGAAGCUUGGGCAUUUCUGGAACAUCCUGACUGGGGUGGCUCACUUGGCGUCAAUAAAAGGCUUUGCAACA
Echinops telfairi (small Madagascar hedgehog) is the source of this 800-nucleotide messenger RNA. RefSeq names its product myoglobin (gene MB). The transcript has 5 exons. Gene Ontology annotation, molecular function: heme binding; oxygen binding. Gene Ontology annotation, cellular component: extracellular exosome. The coding region runs from base 95 to 394 and encodes 99 amino acids. Gene Ontology annotation, biological process: oxygen transport. NCBI's taxonomy places the organism in Eukaryota, Metazoa, Chordata, Mammalia, Afrosoricida, Tenrecidae. The record is from RefSeq and is a predicted model, not a curated record.